This is a messenger RNA of Melampsora larici-populina 98AG31, 1383 nucleotides long. RefSeq lists its product as uncharacterized. The transcript is spliced from 3 exons. Gene Ontology annotation, molecular function: RNA binding. The coding region runs from base 12 to 1082 and encodes 356 amino acids. The record is from RefSeq and is a predicted model, not a curated record. Lineage: Eukaryota; Fungi; Basidiomycota; Pucciniomycetes; Pucciniales; Melampsoraceae.
GAGAAAUCAAAAUGAUAUCAAAGCAAUUCAUCCGAUCAAGCCUUCGUGCUAUCAAAACUCAAUCCUCAACUGUUUCUACUCGAGUUCCUGUUCUAGCAGCUAUCCGACCAAUUCAAUCCACUCGAUUUGAUGCCACACCUAUUCGUUGGAUCACAUCCUCUUCAUUACUGGCUGAUGAAUCGCCUGCUUCAUCUCAACCAAUUCAAGAAUCUCAAACUUCUCAAUCUCAACCAACAGAAGAACUCUUUUCAGUUUAUCUUAGCAAUCUAUCAUUCUCUGUAACCGAAGAACUCUUGAGUGAAUUUAUCUCUCAAUAUGCACCUGUCAAAAAGGUUGACGUGGUCAGGACUAGUGAUGGAGCUGCUCGAGGAUUUGCUUUUGCAAAAUUCCCUACACAAGCGGAUGCCGAUGCUGCCGUCAGCGCUAUUAACGGACUAGAUUUCCUCGGUCGACAAGUUGUAGCAGCCAUCUCUCUCAAACGACCUGUCAUCUCUGCUGCCACCAACCAACUUUUCAUGUCAGGUUUUCCAACUGAUGGUGAAUCGGACGAGAGUGCCUUGAGAAGUGCUCUCCAUGAAGCUCUCGGCAUGCAGCCUAAGCUGAUCCGAUUCCACAAAUUUCCGGGUGGCUUCCUCAAGGGCACUGGUCACAUUGAAUUUGCUGAUGAAUCUAUGGUGGACGCUGCCCUCGUCAAGCUCCAGGAGCGGAGUGCAAACAACCAGCCUAUUCUCGUCAAUGGUCAUCCGUUAACUCUUGUCAAAGCUAGGCCACUUCUUCAGCCUCGAAAUCGCGCUCGUGGUGGUUUCGGUGGUGGACGAGGAGGAUUUGGAGGAUCCGGCGGGUACGGAUACGGUGCAGCAGGAGGGUAUGGUGGUGUCCAAGGAGGAUAUGGUGGUCCAUCAGGUGGAUAUGGCGGUGCACCAGGAGGAUAUGGUGGUGCACCAGGCGGAUACGCUGGCGCACAGGGUGGAUAUGGUGGCGGAUACAAUGCAAGUUAUCCGGGCACUCCCGCUGCUGGUGGCUAUGGUCAAUAUGGUAGAGGAAAUGGAAAUGAGGAUGGUGGAAAUACACCUGCUUACUAAUCUUUAUCGACAUUCAACAAUCCUUGAGGCUCUAAGAACUCGCUACCCCCCUCUAUCCCUUUAUUUUUGCUCACAUAUUAUAUUGAAAAGGCUAUCAGAUGUAUCUUGGAAUCUUUAGUCAAUACAUAUAUCCUCUUUCCUGUUUAUCUCCUAAAAUCAAUUUAUAACUUCAAAGUAAGAAAGAGGACUACCUGAUAAAACCUUGCGAGAUGCAAGGAUCAUAAAAAAUCACCUUAUCAUCCGAUGUUCAACUUCGUCUUGACUACCAUGCUAUGUAUCAGGAGCCCAAGUUGAUUCAACU